Messenger RNA from Bombus impatiens (common eastern bumble bee), 2148 nucleotides. Its product is annotated as b(0,+)-type amino acid transporter 1. Lineage: Eukaryota; Metazoa; Arthropoda; Insecta; Hymenoptera; Apidae. The record is from RefSeq and is a predicted model, not a curated record. The transcript has 3 exons. Gene Ontology annotation, cellular component: membrane. The coding region runs from base 437 to 1963 and encodes 508 amino acids. Gene Ontology annotation, molecular function: L-amino acid transmembrane transporter activity. Gene Ontology annotation, biological process: amino acid transmembrane transport.
GAAGUUUUACAGAAAUAUUUUUCGAGUUCACAAAUAGAAUAAGUGUACUUUAGCCUCGAUAUUUAUCUGUACCAUUUCAGUACAAUCAUAUGAAGCUCCUCAAACAAUAUCUACAUUACCCUGGUAUAAUCCAACCAAUCUAAGUUAAAAUCGUAUUAGUGGAAAUUGAGAACAAAUAUACACAUGGUCUACAUAUUGCAGUCUCUUUUAGAUUAAUCCUCAAUUCCUUCUGCUUGAAAGUCAAAUAUAGUUAUAUGUUGUAUUUUUGCACAAUAAGAAAUAAAACCUGACGUAACGUUUUGGUAAUUACGGGCAGAGCUUUGACGCGAUUACGAAUCAAGGGGGUUAAUCAAGGUUAAUUGCUGACCCACGCGCUCGAGUAUUACGAGGCAUCUUCUUUGCAGGCUGACAAAUCUAUCAUACUUACCAUUUAUCUAUGAAUAUAAGAUUACUUUUAUCAUUAAAAUUUGGUCUACAAUUUAUAAACCAAAUAAUAUUUUAUACCGUUAAAAUGGUCGAGAUUACGAAUUCCGUCGUAACUUCUGAGCUAUUUAUAUCUCUACGCUGUACAAAUAGAAUAAAAAAGAAGAGUUCUUUUAAAUGUUCUGGAAUUUUCGUGUCUCCAACCAGCGCUCUCGAAAGAUCAGGAUCCGUUGGAUUUUGUCUAAUCGUUUGGACUACUUGUGGCGUUCUGUCUCUACUAGGGGCUCUCGCAUUCGCCGAAUUAAGUACAGUCGUACCACGAUCUGGAGCUGAAUAUGCAUAUUUUAUCGAAGCUUUUUCGCCUUUGCAUCGGUAUGCCGGACAGAUACCAGCUUUUAUAUGUUCUUGGGUUUACGUAUUACUAUUACGACCUGCAGAAGUGGCGGUAGUUAUGUUGACAUUCGCUGAGUAUAGCGUACAACCGUUCUCCGGAUAUUUAAGCAAUCUUCCUGAAGAAUCAAUGCUUAAAUUGAAAAAGCUCAUAGCAAUCUUGGCUCUCGGAUUGAUCACAUAUAUCAAUUUAACCAGCGUAAAAUUAUACGUGAAAGUUCAAAAUAUAUUCACCGUAUGUAAAGUAGUUGCGUGCAUUUUCGUAAUCAGUGGUGGAAUAUGGUGGUUAUGCACCGGUCAUACGGAAUUAUUGAAGAAGCCGUUUGAUGGUACUACCGAUUCGCCUGGUAACGUGGCGUUAGCCUUUUACAGUGGAUUAUGGGCUUACGACGGGUGGACUUCCGCUGCAAUCGUUACGGAAGAGAUCCAGAAGCCGGAAGUUAAUAUUCUUAGGAGCAUUCUAAUUGCGGUUCCCUUGAUUACCGUUUUAUACGUUUCGAUGAAUUUAAUGUACAUGGCUGCCUUAACGAUACCGGAAAUGGUAAGCGCACCAGCUGUAGCAGUUCUCUGGGCGGAAAAAGUUCUGCCCUCCUGGUUGAGCUUUGUAAUACCUGUGGGUGUUGCUUUAUCUACUUUUGGAUGCAGUCUUAGUAUUCAAUUUGGUGUAUCCAGACUCUGUUACGUAGCCGGAAGUGAAGGCCACGUACCCAGAGUCUUUAGCUAUGUGCAUAUUGCGAAAAUGACUCCAUCUGCAGCAGUAGCGUUUCAAGGAUUGCUUACGUUAUUUUGUAUGCUUUUGGGAGAUAUUAUCGCACUUAUCGAAUUUGCAAGUUUCUUGACGUGGGUAUUCUAUGGACUUGCAAUGUUGUCGUUAAUAAUUAUGCGACGAACGAAACCAGAUGCAUCCAGACCGUACGCAGUACCAAUUCUGAUACCAUGGCUGGUAUUGCUUGUUUCUAUCUUCCUGGCUGUAACACCGAUCGUACACGAACCCUCACCCAAAUACCUGUUUGCACUGCUAUUUAUUCUUGGUGGUAUUGCUAUCUACCAUACGUACGUGUACAAGAAAGUUAGAAGUAUUUUGGCAAUGAGAAUCACAUACUUGAUCCAAGCAUUAUGUCUAGUUGUUGCUCCAGAUAAAGAAAACUGAUGACAUUUCAUUUCAUACCUAAUUGUACAUAUCGUAAGAUCAUUUUCGUUAUUAAUAUGGCUUAGGUUGAAAUAUAUUUAAUAACUCAUUUAAGAGAUUUAGACUUUGAACAAUAAUAUAAGUCGAAACAUAGAGAAAGAUACAUUGUAUUAUAUAAUAUUAAAUAACAGUUUUAUUCAUUUUUA